Molecule: messenger RNA, 240 nt
Organism: Auxenochlorella protothecoides
Lineage: Eukaryota; Viridiplantae; Chlorophyta; Trebouxiophyceae; Chlorellales; Chlorellaceae
Exons: 1
Coding region: 1-240 (79 amino acids)
Source: RefSeq, a predicted model, not a curated record
AUGUCCUGGCCCAGCCGUGGCACGGCCUCGUCCCAGGGCCCAUUGAUCUUGGCCUUGAAUUUGUGGGCCCGCACCAGCCACAGCGGGCACAGCACUCCCAGGAACACUACGGCCAGCGCGAAGAGGGCGCCGGCGUGGCGCGAGGCGCCCCAGACCGCUGCCCCCGCCCCCGCCAGCGUGCCCGCCGUCAGCGCGGCGCGCGCGCCGGCGCCGGCGGCGCCCACCUGGCGCCGGGCGUAG